AUGGUUUUCACCGCCUACUAUAGGCGAUUACGCUCAUUCUACCUAUUCUUUAUUCUUCUUGCUAUUGCAUUACUUUUCCUCAGCAGCCGUGAGAGUACCAGGUCUAUGCUACUUGGUAAAGACUGGCAGAACCUUUUCACCACGGAUGACGACCUAUUAUGGUGGAAUGACCGUUUCCCAUGUGAGAAGCAUGAGCCGAUACGUAUCGCUAUUGUCGAGUCUGCCGGUGUCCACGAUGAAGUGACGGCAGCGUUGGUAUACGCAUUUGGUGGACACCCGAACGCAGAGCUGAGACUCUACUUUGCCAAACAGCGCUACCAGUCUGAUGUUAUCGUCAACGACCUGGAGCUGGAAACGCCCAUUAUGUCGGUCAACAGCUCCAACUACUUCAAGAGGGACGUCGCGAAUCUUCCUCCUCCCCACUUUGUUGUCUCAACGACUUGCGAACUGGACCUUGAGAAGCCAGAGUCCGUAGUAGCUCCUCUCCGACACCUUUUGUUCAACGAGACAACGCAUUUGUUCUGCCUGGUACACCACGCCGACUACUGGAACAAAGGCAAACAUGUCGAUGUUGUUAGAGAAUGGGUCGACCGGGAGCGAGUUGAUUUCAUCGGCCUCAGCCAGCACACGGUUGAUUAUCUUCUGCAAAAAUCAGUACCCCAGUGGCAAAACUUGCAGGCAAGUGUCACGGCACGAACAUUUCCCCCAAUUUUCCCAGUCAACCAGACACACAACGAAACUUUGCGGGAGAUUUCACUUGCUAUGCAAGGCGAUUAUGCUCCCGAGCGCCGAGACUACAACCGAAUCUUUGGCAGCCUGGACAACGUCGUGAAGAAGAUUAACGAAAGUGCUGCUACAAACAGCGAGCACGUUGAUGAGACGGUCAAACUACACUUGAUCGGACAUGGUCCACACGUCAAGGUGCCUGAAAACAUCCAGAGCAAUGUUGCAUUUGACGAGGAUCUUUCAUAUCCCGACUUUUACAGACUACUGUCACAAUCAUACGCAGUUAUUCCUGCAUUUGCAUCUGACACCUACCUCGACCGCAAGGCCUCCUCUACAGUCCCCGCCUCACUUAUUGCGGGAGUUCCUUUGGUGGCGAGCGAAAAGCUUCUCGCCUCCUAUUCAUAUUUGCCGCGUGAGGCAGCCUGGCUUUCAGAGCCAGACGAAAGGGAGAUGGAAACAGUCGAAAGGGUGGUUGGCGAUAGGAAAGCCUUCUUGGAGAAGAAAGAGGCCGUCAAGGAGGCUGCCAAGAAAAUAAUGAAACAGAACCGGUUGAACGUGAGGAAGUGGAUGGAUGAGGAUUUCCGAAAGAGUGGGAUUGUCCCGGCGGAUGUUGGCUCGGCAUGA
Molecule: messenger RNA, 1350 nt
Organism: Trichoderma breve
Lineage: Eukaryota; Fungi; Ascomycota; Sordariomycetes; Hypocreales; Hypocreaceae
Exons: 1
Coding region: 1-1350 (449 amino acids)
Source: RefSeq, a predicted model, not a curated record